Molecule: messenger RNA, 1314 nt
Organism: Penicillium salamii
Lineage: Eukaryota; Fungi; Ascomycota; Eurotiomycetes; Eurotiales; Aspergillaceae
Source: the annotation of a GenBank genome assembly
AUGCGUAUUUCCAUCGCAGCAGUCUUCGCAGCAGCAUUCUGCGCAACCACAGUGGUAGCGUCCGAAUUGGACCAGCUAGCGAAAGUCUUACCUUCAUGCGCGCUGAAAUGUAUGGUGGCUUCGGUGCCACAAUCAUCCUGCGCGCCCACGGAUCAGAAGUGUCUUUGUCUUGAUACCCACUAUACUGUCACACUCGAAGAAUGCGUACUGACCAGCUGCACAAUCCGAGAGUCUCUGACUACAAAAAAUGUUACAACAUCAUUGUGCGGAGCUCCGGUUAGAGAUCGAACGAAGGUUGUGUCAGCCGCAGGACUUGCAGGUGGAAUAAUCGCUCUGAUUGCCUUCAUUCUUCGGAUGGUGGCAAGAUUAAGAUGCUGUGGUGGAGUCUUUGGAAUGGAUGAUCUGACAAUGAUGGUCACAAUGUGCCUUCUGAUCCCUCUCUCCGCCCUUUCGGUCGUUUUGGCGGACACCGGUCUGGGCAAGGACAUGUGGACACUCCCUUUUGACAAUAUCACCCACGUUCUUUAUAUCUAUUUCUGGGAUGAAUUAAUAUACCUGAGCAUUCUGCCACUAACGAAGAUAUCCAUCUGCUGCUUCUAUCUGCGCAUCUUUCCUGACCGAACAUUCCGCAAUGCAACUUAUGUUGUAAUUGCCCUUAAUGUCGGAUACUUGAUUGCAUUUGUUCUGAUAUCAAUUUUCCAGUGUCGACCACUGCCUGGUGCGUGGCUUCGCUGGGAUGGAGAAGAGAGCUUCCAAUGCAAUCAUAUCAACGCACAAGGCUGGGCAGCAGCGGUGAUCAACAUGGUACUCGAUCUCAUUGUUAUGAUCCUUCCACUGCGACAACUUUAUCAUCUCAAUCUCUCUUUUAAAAAGAAAUCCUACGUGAUUUGCAUGUUCAGUCUUGGUGUUUUCGUAACCCUCGUCAGCAUCCUGCGAUUAAACUCCUUAAUCCACUUUGCUAGCACUACUAACUUGACGUGUGAGUACCAUGAUUCCAUUUGGACUAGUUUAAACAGCUUCGUUGACAUCUAUACAGGGGACUAUGUUAGCAUUGGCUACUGGAGCACGAUUGAAUGCGAUGUUGGCGUCAUCUGUGCAUGCCUGCCGGCAAUUCGCUCUUUGCUACGCCGUGUGGCCCCUGGACUCUUUGGUGAUACCACCCACGCCAAUUCUUAUGCCGUGAACUCUCAUUCUCGCGGCACUGGCUCUAGGUUUGACGGGGUAAAUGUUCAGAGCAAAAACGACCAACGUGAUUUCUAUCCUCUCGACGACAUGGACAACACAAGUGAAUCUCGGUUGCAUCACCCAGUGUAG